This is a messenger RNA of Mirounga angustirostris (Northern elephant seal), 1323 nucleotides long. RefSeq names its product cms1 ribosomal small subunit homolog (gene CMSS1). Gene Ontology annotation, cellular component: nucleus; 90S preribosome. The transcript has 10 exons. The record is from RefSeq and is a predicted model, not a curated record. NCBI's taxonomy places the organism in Eukaryota, Metazoa, Chordata, Mammalia, Carnivora, Phocidae. The coding region runs from base 360 to 1100 and encodes 246 amino acids.
GCAUGUUUGUUCAAAUAAAUUAUUGCAUUAAGAUGAACCUGUUUCUUCUACCCUAACGAAAGGAGUUUUUGUACCCUGAGUGUUGUAGAUAUUAUCAGUGGAAGAGCUUAUCUUUAUAUAAAGAUCACCCUUACGGAGCAUGGACAGCCCUGCCAAGAUUCCCAGUAGCUUGUUUAAUCAGCUGCAUUAAUGCAGAGGUUUUCAGUUAGUAGAAUUGUCCAUUUUCACCCCUUAUUUGCUUGUAGAUCCAGAGACCAGGUCACCAAAUUUGGGCUCCUAGUCAUCCUCUGAGGAGAGGUGGCUUCUCAUUUCCCUGAAAUGAAGAAGCAUCAGAUGAUGAAGGAGGAGGAGACCCAGAAAUGAUGCAGCAAGAGACAGCUCCAGUUCCUGCCCUGUCAAAGAAAACCGAACAGCCUAAAGAAUGUUUCUUGAUACAACCAAAGGAAACAAAAGAAGAUGCCACCAAGACAAGGAGGAAAAGAAAGAAGAAAAUUACUGAUGUUCUUGCAAAAUCAGAGCCAAAACCAGGGACCCCUGAAGACCUACAGAAGCUAAUGAAGGACUAUUACAGCAGCAGUCGCUCAGUGAUUGAAUUAGAAGAACUAAACCUACCAGACUCCUGUUUCCUCAAGGCCAAUGAUUUGACUCAUAGUCUUUCAUCAUACCUAAAAGAAAUCUGCCCUAAGUGGGUAAAACUUCGGAAGAACCAUAAUGAGAAGAAAUCGGUCCUAAUGCUGAUCAUCUGUAGCUCUGCUAUCCGGGCCUUAGAGCUCAUUAGGUCAAUGACAGCAUUCAGAGGAGACAGCAAAGUUAUGAAAUUAUUUGCAAAACACAUAAAGGUCCAGGAGCAGAUAAAGUUGCUGGAGAAGCGUGCUGUGCACCUGGGUGUAGGAACACCAGGGAGAAUUAAAGAACUCAUUAAACAAGGUGGCCUUAAUUUGAACCCCUUAAAGUUCCUGGUUUUUGACUGGAACUGGAGAGAUCAGAAGUUGAGAAGGAUGAUGGACAUUCCCGAGAUAAGAAAGGAAGUUUUUGAACUUCUGGAAAUGGGAGUCCUCAGUCUAUGCAAGUCUGAAUCUUUGAAGCUGGGCCUUUUCUAAGUCUGGGUCCUAAUGAAAAUUCCAGUUUUUAUGGUGGGAUUUGCAUCUCAUUUAAUGGCUCUGGAAUACUGCAAGGACUCAGUAAAUAUCAGCUGUUGUUUUAUUAUGUUAACUGCAUCACCAGAUGAAUCACUAGAAAUUUUUGGUGGAGAUUCUUUGACAAAAAUGAAGCUGUCCUUUGCCAACUUCUUUGUAUAAUAAAGUAUCACCAGCUUGUAUAUGA